UUCUCACUGGUUCACUUCUCGGCAAAGUGGUCCGAGGCAUGCCAGCAGCUGAACAGCUUUUUGGUGGAACUGAAGGACGAAUUGAAAUGUUUCGAUUAUGGAGUAGUGGAAGCGGAUGAGUCGCCACUAAUCACUUGUGCAUUCAGUGUCGAUGCUGCUCCAACAAAAGAUAAAGAAGUUGAUCGCUUGAAAGGUUUCGAUCCAGGCGAACUAAAACAGAAAAUCAUGCAACACAAUUUUGUUGAAGGCGUUGCUGCUAUGACCAGAGAGGCGGAAGAUGAAAAUGAAAAAGAGGUGUUAAAUUCAAAACUAAAAGCUUUGAUCAAUCGCGCACCUCUUAUGCUUUUUAUGAAGGGAACGCCAGAUUUUCCGAAGUGCGGAUUUAGUAACCAAAUGGUCAAUGUGUUGCGUGAAGUUGGUGCAAAUUUCGUGAGCUUCGAUGUGCUGGAGAAUGAAGAGGUAGAGGCUGAUCCAUUCUAUUACAGAUUUAGUAACCAAAUGGUCAAUGUGUUGCGUGAAGUUGGUGCAAGUUUCGUGAGCUUCGAUGUGCUGGAGAAUGAAGAGGUAAGACAAGGACUCAAGAAAUACAGCCAGUGGCCCACCUAUCCACAGCUCUAUCUGCAUGGUGAACUUAUUGGCGGCCUAGAUAUUGUCAAGGAGUGUGUAAAAGAUGCAGAUUUUUGUGAAAAGUUGCCGAAAGUGAAGGUUUGAUCUCCAGGAAAGAUUAAAGAAAUUGAUUCAUCAAGCUCCUCUGAUGUUGUUUAUGAAGGGGAACGCGAAUGCUCCUCAGUGUAG
Messenger RNA from Gongylonema pulchrum, 795 nucleotides. Lineage: Eukaryota; Metazoa; Nematoda; Chromadorea; Rhabditida; Gongylonematidae. The record is from the annotation of a GenBank genome assembly.